Molecule: messenger RNA, 264 nt
Organism: Penicillium malachiteum
Lineage: Eukaryota; Fungi; Ascomycota; Eurotiomycetes; Eurotiales; Aspergillaceae
Exons: 1
Coding region: 1-264 (87 amino acids)
Source: RefSeq, a predicted model, not a curated record
AUGCAAUUCAAACUCUCCAUCCUCAGCGCUAUCUUGGCUGCUUCUAGCUGUACUAUUGCCGCCCCUCAACUUAAAGCACCAGGAGUACCGGGAGUACCGGGAGUACCGGGGUCAAUUCCAACCGUGGGAGGAUUAUUGGGAUCACCAGGAUCACGUACACCAGGAUCAUCCGGUUCGACUGGUUUGGACCGGGGUUCCCUCCCUACCAUCGCUGGCCUCACCCUCGAUGAACCUCUUGAGCCUCAGACGGUAAGUCAGCUAUAA